Verticillium alfalfae VaMs.102 is the source of this 1653-nucleotide messenger RNA. RefSeq names its product low-affinity glucose transporter HXT3. The coding region runs from base 1 to 1653 and encodes 550 amino acids. The transcript is spliced from 4 exons. Gene Ontology annotation, cellular component: membrane. Gene Ontology annotation, biological process: transmembrane transport; carbohydrate transport. The record is from RefSeq and is a predicted model, not a curated record. Lineage: Eukaryota; Fungi; Ascomycota; Sordariomycetes; Glomerellales; Plectosphaerellaceae. Gene Ontology annotation, molecular function: carbohydrate:proton symporter activity.
AUGUCAGAACUUCAAGGCUCCAAUUCGGAAGGUGGUUCUUCGCCUAAGCGAGGCCCCUGGAGCUUGCUGCGCGAGAAUCCCUUCAUCGUUGGACUAUCAGCGUUUGCUAGUCUCGGUGGCUUUCUAUUCGGCUACGACCAAGGUGUAGUUUCCGGCGUGCUUACUAUGGAAUCUUUCGCCGCCACGUUCCCACGCAUCAACAUCGACAGCGGCUUCAAGGCCGAUUGGAUCGGCAGGAAAGGCUCUAUGCUGCUAGCUGUCGUUAUUUUCACUAUUGGAUCUGUCUUUCAGACUGCUGCCAACGAUGUUCCACUCCUAUUUGCAGGCCGUGCUAUUGCGGGAUUCGCCGUUGGCAUGUUGACCAUGAUUGUCCCCAUGUACAUCUCCGAACUAUCUAUGCCCGAAAUCCGAGGAACACUAGUAGUCAUGCAACAACUUAGUAUCACUCUUGGUAUUCUUGUCAGCUACUGGCUCGAGUACGCAACCCAGUACAUCGGCGGCACUCGCUGCGCUCCAGAUAUCCCCUAUUCAGGUGGCACUACCAACCUCCCCAAAUUCGAUCCUCGUUACGAUGUCGGCCCGGGCGGCUGCACCGGACAAUCCGAUAUUUCGUGGCGCAUUCCCUUCGGUCUACAGAUUCUGCCUGCUCUCGUGCUGGGUAUCGGCAUGCUAUUCUUUCCCGAGUCUCCUCGGUUCUAUCUUCUACGCCGCAAAGAAGACAAGGCACUCGCCGCCCUGGCCAAGAUUCGACGAGUGCAUCCCGACACUGCCUCACUACGUAACGAAUACCUUGGCAUCAAGGCAGAGGUUCUGUUCGAAGAGGCUCUCAACCGCGAAAGGUAUCCCGGCAAGACAGGUAUUCCUCUAUUCAUAGCACAACAUGUCGCCCUCAUUUCGACCUGGCCUGCCUUCAAGCGCCUGGCUAUCGGCUGCUGCGUCGCCUUCUUGCAACAAUUUAUGGGGUGCAACGCGAUUAUAUACUACGCACCGACGAUGUUUUCCCAGUUGGGUUUGUCGGGCAAAACGUCAGGUUUGCUCGCGACCGGCGUAUAUGGCAUUGUGAACACUUUAUCAACUCUCCCAGCUCUCUUUCUUAUCGAUAGAGUGGGCAGGCGCCCUCUGCUUCUCUGCGGAGCUGCUGGUACGUUCAUCUCGUUGGUCGUCGUUGGCGGCAUCAUUGGCGGUUUCGGAGAGUCACUCAGAACGAACAAGUCAGCCGGGUGGGCUGGCAUCGCCUUCAUCUACAUUUACGACAUAAACUUCUCGUACUCGUUCGCUCCUAUCGGUUGGGUUCUUCCCUCUGAGAUUUUCAACCUUGGAAACCGUUCGAAAGCCAUGGCAAUUACAACAAGCGCGACCUGGAUGUCCAACUUCGUCAUUGGACUGGUGACUCCGGACAUGUUGCAGACCAUUGGAUACGGCACCUACCUCUUUUUCGCCGGCUUCUGCGCCAUUGCCUUCUUCUUCACGCUUUUUCUCAUUCCGGAGACGCGCGGCAAGAGCCUCGAAGACAUGGACCUGGUGUUCGGAGACACGGCUGCACAUGACGAAAAGAUGAGAUUGGUGGAGAUAGCAGCCUCCAUGGGCCUCACUGAUGUUUUGUCGGAUGAAAAGAUUGACGAUGUUGCAACGAAGGUUGAACACCACGCUUGA